Messenger RNA from Gossypium raimondii (Peruvian cotton), 1565 nucleotides. RefSeq names its product probable pectate lyase 5. The record is from RefSeq and is a predicted model, not a curated record. Gene Ontology annotation, molecular function: pectate lyase activity. The coding region runs from base 57 to 1277 and encodes 406 amino acids. The transcript is spliced from 4 exons. NCBI's taxonomy places the organism in Eukaryota, Viridiplantae, Streptophyta, Magnoliopsida, Malvales, Malvaceae.
CUUUCUCUCUAAAUUCACUUACUUUCUUAAACAGAAUAAAAAAUAAAAGGACUCAAAUGGCAAUCCCAUUGUCCCUCUUUCUACUGGUAUUUUCUUUCUUGGCUCCCUCCAUUUUCUCGGCCUCUCCAGUUCAAGACCCUGAGCAAGUUGUUCGACAAGUCAAUGAAAGCAUAAGGAAUGCUACGGCAGCUAGGAGGAAGCUGGGAUUUCUCUCAUGUGGAACCGGGAACCCCAUUGACGACUGCUGGCGGUGCGACCCUAAUUGGGCAAAGAACCGUAAGAGGCUAGCCGACUGUGGCAUUGGAUUCGGUAAGCGUGCCAUUGGUGGCCGGAACGGAAAAUUUUAUGUUGUGACGGACCCCAGUGACCGUGAUCCAGUGAAUCCCAAACCCGGUACUCUUAGGCAUGCAGUUAUCCAAGAUAAACCUUUGUGGAUCAUAUUUGCUCGUGACAUGGUGAUCAAACUGAAGGCUGAAUUGCUGAUGAACUCGUUCAAGACGAUCGACGGCCGAGGUGUCAGCGUCCACAUCGCCGGUGGGCCAUGCAUUACUAUACAGUACGCGACCAACAUUAUAAUUCAUGGGAUUAACAUACAUGAUUGCAAGAGGGGAGGGAAUCUUUACGUGAGGGAUUCUCCUACGCAUUAUGGGUGGAGGACUACAUCGGACGGUGACGGGGUAUCGAUAUUUGGGAGCAGCCACGUUUGGGUGGACCAUUGCUCCUUGUCUAAUUGCAAUGACGGGCUUAUCGAUGCCAUCCACGGAUCCACCGCCAUCACCAUUUCUAACAAUUACAUGACACAUCAUGAUAAAGUCAUGCUCCUAGGUCACAGUGACUCUUACACCCAAGACAAGAACAUGCAAGUCACCAUUGCCUUCAACCAUUUUGGAGAAGGGCUUGUGCAGAGAAUGCCUAGAUGCAGGCAUGGAUAUUUUCACGUGGUGAACAAUGAUUACACGCAUUGGAUAAUGUAUGCAAUCGGUGGCAGUGCAAAUCCGACGAUCAACAGCCAGGGGAACAGAUUUCUUGCACCAGAUAAAAUGAAUAACAAAGAGGUGACUAAACGAGAGAAUACGCCGCGGAAAAAAUGGAAGAAAUGGAAUUGGAGGUCAAGAGGGGAUUUGAUGUUAAAUGGAGCAUUCUUCACACCUUCCGGCACCGGAGCCUUGUCGAGUUAUGCGAAGGCGUCGAGCCUGAGUGCAAGACCGUCUUCGCUUGUCAGCUCAGUCACAGCAGGGGCGGGUGCACUGGUUUGCAGGAAGGGCAGACGUUGCUAGGAAUAUUGAGGCAUGGAAGACUAAAUCAAUAGAUUUAUGUUUAUGUAUAUUAAUUGGUAAGUUACAUAUAUAUAUUCACUCUGGAUCAUGUAUACCAACUUCAAGCUUUAAGAUCAGCCUGUUUCUGUGAAAGCUUAUCAGUUAGCAGGAAGAAGAGCAGAUAAAAGUGUUUGAUAAAUUCAAUGAAAUGAAUCGUCACUUUUCCAUUAGUAGGAAAUAGAGUGUCUAUAAAUUGUAUCCGAUAUGAUUUUAUAAAAAAAUAUAAAUAUAAUUAAAGCAUAGUAUAAA